UCUCUCAACGGCCGUUCGCUCGUCAAAAGUGUCGAAAAAUGUGGAAAUAACUGCCAAAUUCUGGUGAAAAGUGUCGAUUCGUGGUGUUUAUUGUGUUUGCAGAUGGAAAAGCAUUAAAUUUUCCACGGAAAAGUGCGAAAAUCGUGGCUGCAAACCUGAUUUCGAGUGAAGAAGAAGAGCGCAUUUUUUCGUCGUCGUAAAACGCAUACAUACAGACACUCGCACACAUACGUGUGUGUGCCGAAAUAUAUAUGUGUGUGUGUAUGAAACGCGCGGGCGCGAGAGAGUGAGAGAGAGCGAGCGGUAGUUGUGUGCGUGUUUUUGUGCGUUUGUUUUGUGUCGAGAGCGAGAGAGCGGCGAAUGUGAAGCCAAAGCAGAAAACCAAGAAAUAAGUGAACGAAAAUAAAAACGAAAAUCGCAAUCUCCACCCCUGUAGUGAGUGUGUUUAUGUAGUUUAUUGUGUGUUUUGCGUUCAUUUCGCGUGGAAAAUGCCCGGAAAAUGCGACAUCCCGCACGCGGACUAUUAACGGUGAAGAACAACCCCCGGCAGCGCAUCUGAGCCCGGAAUCCGCUGGGAAUCUGGAAUCCUGGAUAUUUCGCCACACAAAAGAUUUUUCAAGACGCAGACUUAACUGCGCGCCAGUGUGUGUGUGAGGGAGGAGUGGAGAGUAGAGUGGCGAUGAUGAUGUAGCGAUAAUGAUGAUGGCGCGAUAAUGAUGCUAAUGAUAAUGAUCCAAGCAGCAACAACAACUAGAGCCGCUACAAAUGAGAAAAGUUGCCGCCGCGAAAGUACAGCAAUGUGGAAAACUGUGAAUUCGUCGACCAGAAACUCCCAGAAACGCAGAAAAACUAAACGCGCAAAAAGAAGAAUUUUCAUCAGGCCAUAAAACCAACAACAACCAUAGCUGAAAUAGCAAAAAGAACAAAGGAAAACUGUCGUAAAAAACGCAGAAGAGGCAGCAAGGAAAACCCACCACUUUACAGCAACAACAACAGAAACUUGGCGAUCUAGCAUCUCAAAGUCUCCACGAAAACCGAACGGGAAAUCAAUCGUUAUCGAAAAAUCGUUCCUGGUAAUUCGCGAUCGCAAUUCAAAAUCAAAAAUUGAAGAGGCAAACAGCAAAUGCAGAUGCAAAGGCUACAAGCGCUAAGUAAAUGCUACCAUGGGCCGCUCCAAGUUUCCCGGCAAGCCAUCCAAGUCGAUCAACCGUAAGCGGAUCAGUGUCCUGCAGCUGGAGGAUGAGGCCACUGCCACCGCAGGCGGCUCCAAUCCGAGUCCGCAUUCCGAUCCUCCACCGCCUUCGGAGCAGCCUCCUCCGCCGCCACCCCAGCAGACGGAGUCUCAAACGGGCGCCGAAUCCGCGCCAGCGCGUGAAAAGGGCGGCCACAACAAUUGUGAUAACGAUGAGGACGAUAAUCCGCCGGGUGCCGGGGCCUCAAUCUCGGGCAAUGCGACCGGAACCUCCUCAUCCUCCACCUCGGAAUCCACGAGCAAUGGCUCUAGUUCCAGCUCAGGAUCCGGCUCGGGAUCGGGUUCAACCAAUGGCAAUGGAGUAAAUGGCGGCACCCAUCACAAAAGUGCAGCCAACGGAGGAGAGCAGGAUCAAAAUGCAAAUGGUGAUAAAAGUAAGGGCAGCAGUUCGAGGAGAGUUUCCACGGGAAGUCUAGUGACGAUCGGCCCCACUGCUGGAGCAGGAACUGCAGCAGCUGCUAACGGAAAACCCUCGGCAAGCUCUGGGAAAUCCUCUGCUGGAUCUGCUGGGGGAAAAUCUACGGCAUCAACUGCUGGGAAGUCUUCAAGGACCACGAUAUUGUCUGGGACCUCUUCAGUAAGAUCGUCGGAAGUGCUAGCCACCCCUGUCUUGCCAUCUGCAUCCAAUUCUGGAGUACCGGGUGGAACAACACCCGAUGUAGCCGCUGCAGCAGCGCUGGGGUCAGGCUUUGGGAAAUCUCUAAGCUUAACCAUCAGUACAUCGUCCGGAAAGUCUAAUAAAGGAACUACUGGUGAGGGUAGCUCCGGAGCAGCGUCUCCCCGACCCGGACUAUCCCCCAGUGCAUCGUCUGCCUCAUCCGCAGGAUUACUCUCGCCUGGAGCCAUCUCCCCUGGCGGUUCCUUUGCAAUAAGCGCGGCUCUGCUGCGCGCCCGCAAGAAUGGCAACAAGAAGUUCAAGAAUUUGAACCUGGCCAGGGCCGAAGUAAUGCUGCCCUCCACCUCCAAGCUGAAGCAGCAGCAGUUGCAGCUCAACUGCCCAGUGGCGGGCAGCCCCUCCUCCUCAACCUCAACCUCCUCUGCGCCGGCAGCCACCACUUGUCCCUCUGCGGCAGGGGCGGGAGCGUGCGAGCCGGUCGAGGAUGCGGCCCCGAAGCGAGUCGCUAGCGAAAUGCCCAAUGAAGGGGCCCUGGAUGUCGCUCCAUCAAGCUCCGCGUCAUCUUCAAAUGGUGCAGGAUCCGGAGCAGCAGUCCCAAAUGCUGUUCCAGCACCAGGAGGUGCAGGGGCAGCUGCUGCGGGAAGUAGUAGCCCCAAUUCAGCAGCAGGAGCAGGAUCAGUAUCGGGAGCUGGAGGAGCUGCACCAGCAGCAGCAGGGUCCGCGACGGCAACCAAGCAAAAGAAGACGGUGACCUUCAGGAAUGUGCUGGAGACGAGCGACGACAAGUCCGUGGUAAAGCGAUUCUACAAUCCGGACAAUCGCAUACCUUUGGUCUCGAUCAUGAAGAAGGACUCGCUGAACCGGCCACUGACUUACUCCCGCGGCGGGGAGUGCAUCGUGCGGCCUUCAAUAUUGUCCAAGAUACUCAACAAGAAGAACUCCAACAUCGACAAGCUCAAUUCGCUCAAGUUUCGAUCCGUGCCAGCUACUAGUUCCUCCUCCUCCUCCUCUCAGGACUCAGGAUCGGGAUCGUCUCCCAAUGUAUUUGGCUUAUCCCGCGCUUUCGGGGCUCCCAUGGAGGAGGAUGACGACGAGCAGGGCGGCGUAACCUUUCGUCGAAACGAAUAUCAAAACAAGGAAAUGGACGAUGAAAUGAUGGACGAAGAUGACGAUGUGGAGGAUGCCGAAGAUGAGGAGGACGACAACGAUCAAGAGGAACUCGAUGAGGCAGCCUCCGAUAAGAGCGCGGAAACAGAGAAGAGUGAAGGAGGAGCUGAGGACAGCGAAGAGAAACAGCAGCAGCUGGUCAUGGACUCGCACUUUGUGCUGCCCAAGAGGAGCACCCGAUCCUCGCGCAUUAUCAAGCCCAACAAGAGGCUGCUGGAAGAGGGUGCCAUCAGCAAGAAGCCUCUGCCACCGCCGCCGGCCAAAAGCCUCUUUGGGGGAGCCUCCGCGGCGUCCUCCAACUCACCUGGAAUCCUGAAAAUCCCCAGCUUUGGAAGCCUUAAAUCAAAUACCAGUGCAGCCGCGAGCUCAAGCUCCAGCAUCUUUGUGCUGAGGCAGCCGCGCUUGCAGUUCCAGGGAGACAGCAAGCUGGGACCCAGUGCCAUUCCCACGACGCCAGCUGCAGGAGGAGGAGGAGGAGCCCUAACGGUAUCCACCUUCGGAGCGCUUGCCGGCCAAAGCAGCAGUCCCAGCUCCUGUGCCGUGUGCUCCACGACUGUCAAGGAGAUGACCCAGGCCCGUAAGUACGGUGUUGUGGCCUGCGACGUCUGCCGGAAGUUCAUCUCGAAGAUGACCAAGAAGUCCAUAUCGGCCACCUCGAGCAGUGCCAAUGCCAAUGCUGCUUCCUCCUCGUCGACGAGCCACCAGCCUCAGCAGCCGCAGCAGCUGCAAUGCAAGGGUAGCGAAGGCACCACCUGCAUCUUCCACUCGGGGAAGAGUCAGUUGAAGAAUUUCAAGAAGCUGUACAAGGAGAGGUGCCUGGCCUGCUGGCUGAAAAAAUGUCUCAACUCCUUUCAGCUGCCGGCGGCGCACAGGAGUCGUCUGGGUGCCAUUCUUCCAGCAGGAAUGCGGCCAGAGACCAAUCCCCGAGAGGAUAAGAUCUCCACGGAACUGCUGUCGCCCACGGGCAGCUUGAGAUUUGCCGCCUCCUCUACGUCCUCCGCCUCUGCUUCAACUUCGAACUCCGGCGUCAAGUGGAAAUCCAAUCCGGACUCAGCUUCGGCUCUGCCCACCAUCAAGGCCAAUCCUUUGGCGGAAAAUAAUGUGACAUUUGGCAGCACUCCCUUGCUGCGUCCCGCUAUCCUGGAGAAGCCGCUCUUCCUCAAGAUAAGCAAUGCGGCGGACCAGAAGUUAACAGGUGGUGAGGCCAUCAGUCCCAGUCUGGCGGGAAAAAAGGCUUCGAUCAAGCAGGAGAAGGCCAAGGAGAAGGAAAAGGAAAAGGAGCAGGAGCAGCUGCCGAGUGAGAAGCCUCUCAGCCCCGCGUUGGCAGUUGCCAAGAAAUCAACAGCAUCAGCUGAACCUGCUCCCACGGAAUCCCAAAAGGAGGAGACGCCGCAGACAGGAGCUGUUGCGCCUGCAUCAUCAUCAUCCGCGGGAACAUCUCAGUCAGCAGCAGCUGCUCAAGCUUCAGAAGUUACUCCAGGGGAAGCCAGUAAUGCCCCAGGCGAUGGCCUGAAGCGUCAGAGAAUUGACCUGAAGGGUCCUCGCGUUAAGCAUGUGUGUCGCAGUGCCUCCAUUGUGCUGGGCCAACCCUUGGCUACCUUUGGAGAAGAUCAAGAGGAGGUGGAUGAGCAGGAGCGUCAGGAGAUUGUUGGUCCAGAGCCAGCAAUAGCUGAUCCUGCUCCAGUGGCAGUUACAGAUGAGAACGACAACUGUGCCAGCUGUAAGACGCCGCCUGUUGAGGAGCCUAAGCCCAGUAAAUCCUCGCCAGCAGAGGCUAGAAAGGUAGCCGGAAAGGAGGCAGGAGCCAUGCCAGCUGGAAAGGUUACUACCAGAACAGUGAUGGCGGCCAGCAAAAAGCAGCGAAACGGAGACAUCAUUACCUCCUCCUCCGCCAGCUCCGUCGUCACUCAAGCCCAGAGUCAAACGCAAGGACGCAGGACGAAGGAAGCUAGGCAGCAGCAGCAGCAGCAACGCACCCUGAUAUCGAUCGACUUCUGGGAGAACUACGAUCCGGCCGAGGUGUGCCAAUCGGGCUUCGGAUUAAUUGUAACGGAGACAGUGGCUCAGCGAGCGCUGUGCUUCCUCUGCGGCUCAACGGGGCUGGAUCCGUUGAUCUUCUGCGCCUGCUGCUGCGAACCGUAUCAUCAGUAUUGUGUCCAGGAUGAGUACAACCUGAAGCACGGCUCCUUUGAGGAGACCACGCUAAUGGGCAGCCUGCUGGAGACGACGAUAAAUGCCUCCACUGGCGGAGUAGGUGGCGGAUCUUCAUCGCUCAAUCAGCUGACGCAGCGCUUGAACUGGCUAUGUCCACGCUGCACUGUCUGCUACACCUGCAAUAUGUCCUCCGGAUCGAAGGUCAAGUGCCAAAAGUGCCAGAAGAACUAUCACAGCACUUGCCUGGGCACCAGCAAGCGCCUCCUGGGUGCCGAUCGUCCGCUGAUCUGUGUUAAUUGCCUGAAGUGCAAGUCCUGUUCCACGACUAAGGUGUCCAAAUUUGUGGGCAACUUGCCCAUGUGCACGGGCUGCUUUAAGCUCCGCAAGAAGGGCAACUUCUGUCCCAUCUGCCAGAGAUGCUACGACGACAAUGACUUUGAUCUGAAGAUGAUGGAGUGCGGCGAUUGCGGCCAGUGGGUGCACUCUAAGUGCGAGGGCCUCAGCGACGAGCAGUACAACCUGCUGAGCACGCUCCCCGAGUCCAUAGAGUUUAUCUGCAAGAAGUGUGCUCGGAGGAACGAAAGCUCCAGGAUCAAGGCCGAGGAGUGGCGUCAGGCUGUGAUGGAGGAGUUCAAGGCGAGCCUGUACAGUGUGCUGAAGCUGCUCAGUAAGUCAAGGCAGGCCUGUGCCCUGCUCAAGCUAAGUCCCCGCAAGAAACUGCGCUGCACUUGUGGAGCUGCUAGCCAUGGCAAGCUCCAGCCUAAGGCCUUGCAAUUCAACAGCGGAUCGGACAAUGGCCUGGGCAGUGAUGGUGAGUCUCAGAACAGCGACGAUGUCUACGAAUUCAAGGAGCAACAGCAGCAGCUCCUUAAGAAGUCGCGGGCGAAAUCACUGCCCUGCUCCUGCCAGCCGCCCUCAGCCAUCGGUAGUAGUCACAGCAGUCACCCGCAAUCCUUUAGUCUGGUGGAGAUCAAGCAAAAGAUUGCCGGCAACUCGUACGUCUCCCUCGCCGAGUUCAACUAUGAUAUGAGCCAGGUGAUUCAGCAGAGCAACUGCGACGAACUGGACAUUGCCUACAAGGAGCUACUGAGCGAGCAGUUUCCCUGGUUUCAAAACGAAACCAAGGCCUGCACGGAUGCCUUGGAAGAGGAUAUGUUUGAGUCCUGCUCCUAUGAGGACUUGCCGGAUGGUGGAACAGGCAGUGCCUCCGUGUACAACGAACACUCGCAGCAGCAGACAGAGUCCCGAUCGGGAGUGCUCGAUAUACCCCUCGAGGAGGUGGACGAUCUGGGCGGUAGCUGCGGAAUCAAGAUGCGUCUGGACACCCGGAUGUGUCUGUUCUGUCGCAAAAGUGGCGAGGGUUUGUCCGGAGAGGAGGCGCGUCUCCUGUACUGCGGCCACGAUUGCUGGGUGCACACCAACUGUGCCAUGUGGUCGGCGGAGGUGUUUGAGGAGAUCGAUGGUUCGCUCCAGAAUGUGCACAGUGCAGUGGCCAGGGGCAGGAUGAUCAAGUGCACGGUGUGCGGCAAUCGCGGAGCCACCGUUGGCUGCAACGUACGAUCCUGUGGCGAGCACUAUCACUAUCCCUGUGCGAGGAGCAUAGAGUGUGCUUUUCUCACGGACAAGUCCAUGUACUGUCCAGCGCAUGCCAAGAACGGGAAUGCCCUGAAGGCCAACGGUUCUCCCAGUGUCACCUACGAAUCCAACUUUGAGGUGUCCCGUCCAGUCUACGUGGAGCUGGACAGGAAGCGGAAGAAGCUUAUUGAACCCGCAAGGGUGCAGUUCCACAUUGGAUCUCUGGAAGUUCGCCAACUGGGCGCCAUUGUGCCAAGAUUCUCCGAUUCCUACGAGGCUGUGGUGCCCAUCAAUUUCCUGUGCAGCCGCCUGUACUGGUCAUCGAAGGAACCCUGGAAGAUAGUGGAGUACACGGUCCGCACCACCAUCCAAAACAGUUGCUCCACCCUGACAGCCCUGGAUGUGGGUAGGAACUACACUGUGGAUCACACGAAUCCCAAUGGCAAGGAGGUUCAGCUGGGUUUGGCCCAGAUUGCACGCUGGCAUAGCAGCUUGGCAAGAAGCGACCUCCUGGAGAGCGACUGGAGCACUGGUGAUUUCCCCAACACAAAUUCCUGCGUGCCACCCGACGAGAAUACGGAGGAGGAGCCGCAACAGCAGGCCGAUCUGCUGCCGCCCGAGAUCAAGGAUGCCAUAUUUGAGGAUUUGCCGCACGAACUGCUGGACGGCAUCUCGAUGCUGGACAUCUUCAUGUACGAGGAUCUGGCGGACAAGACGGACCUGUUUGCCAUCAGCGACCAGUCCAAGGACGGCACUCAGGCGAUGUCCUCCAACCAGGCGCAAGGCCAGACGCAGGGUCAGGUGAGCAUCUGCGACGAGGAUACUAGGAACUCCAAUACGAGCCUGGGUAAUGGCGGCUGGCCGGCCAGCAAUCCCGUGGAAGAUGCCAUGCUCUCGGCGGCCAGGAACUCGAGUCAGGUGCAAAUGCUUAAGACACUGGCCUGGCCGAAGCUGGACGGGAACAGUGCCAUGGCAAAUGCCAUCAAAAGGCGGAAGCUCUCCAAGAACCUGGCCGAGGGAGUGCUGCUCACGCUGAGCAAUCAGCAGCGCACCAAGAAGGAGAUGGCGCAUGUGGCCGGUGUGUCACGGAGGCAGUCCAUCAGCGAGACAAUUUCCGUGGAGGGAGGAGCCACCACAUCCGGCGGUGGAUCGAUGCGCAGCAAGAGCUUCACCUGGAGUGCGGCCAAGCGGUAUUUUGAAAAGAGUGAGGGACGCGAGGAGCCCGCCAAGAUGCGGAUUAUGCAAAUGGAUGGCGUGGAUGAUUCCAUCACUGAGUUCCGUAUCAUUGCUGGCGAUGGGAACCUGUCCACGGCCCAGUUCACCGGGCAGGUAAAGUGCGAGCGAUGCCAAUGCACCUACCGCAACUAUGACUCCUUCCAGCGUCACUUGCCCACCUGCUGUGAUCCCGCCAUGUCUACCAGCGAGUCGGACUCGGAUGUGAAUGCAGCGGCAACCAGCAGCAAUAAUCCCGCCCAGCUUAGUGCCGAGAGCCUGAAUGAGCUGCAGAAGCAGCUCCUGGCCAAUGCCGGCGGUCUGAACUAUCUGCAGACCACCACAGCCUCGUUUCCGCAGGUUCAGAGCCUGGGUUCUUUAGGCCAGUUUGGUCUUCAGGGUCUGCAGCCUCUCCAGCUGCAGCCCCAGUCGCUGGGCAAUGGCUUCUUCAUCUCGCAGCCGAAUCCCACAGCGCAAACCAAUACGGAUGAGCUGCAAUUGUACGCCAAUUCCCUGCAAAGUCUGGCCAAUCUUGGAGGAGGAUUUACCCUGGCUCAGCCAACGGUUACGGCUGCCCCAGCGCCUCAGCCUCAGUUGAUAGCCGUGUCCACGAAUCCAGACGGCACCCAGCAGUUCAUACAGAUUCCCCAGGCGCAGAUGCAGGCCACAACGACGGCGGCGCCCACGGCCACAUAUCAGACGCUGCAGGCCACCAAUACGGACAAGAAGAUAAUGCUUCCUCUGACCACGGCGGCGGCGGGGAAACCCCUGAAGACAGUGGCCACCAAGGCGGCACAGCAGGCGGCGGCCGCCAAGCAGAAGCAGCUAAAGUCCGGCCACCAUCAGGUGAAGCCCAUCCAGGCCAAGCUGCAGCCGCACCCUCAGCAGCAGCAGCAGCAGCAGCAGCAGGUGCAUCAGCAGGUCCAGCAGCCCAUCACUGUGAUGGGCCAGAAUCUCCUCCAGCCACAGCUGCUCUUCCAGAGCAGUGCCCAGGCGCAGGCGCCGCAGCUUAUCCUGCCGCAGGCUCAGCCGCAGAACAUCAUCUCCUUUGUAACCACUGGCGAUGGCAGUCAAGGUCAGCCGCUGCAGUACAUCUCCAUACCCACGACGGGGGAGUACAAGCCGCAGCCACAGCCAACGCAGUUCCUGACCACAGCCCCUGCGGGCGGUGGGGCGACCUAUCUGCAAACGGAUGCGAGCGGGAACCUGAUGCUCACCACCACACCGACCAAUUCCGGACUGCAGAUGCUGACAGCGCAGCCCCAGGUGAUUGGAACCUUGAUCCAACCGCAGACGCUGCAGCUAAGCGGAGCCACCGAUGGAAGUCAGGCGGCCGGCACUCACCAUCAUCAUCAGCAGCAGGUUCAGCCUUUGAUUUUGGGCGGAACAGGCGGAGGAGCCACUGGCCUAGAGUUUGCCACAACUACCACGCCACAGGUGAUCCUGGCCACGCAACCCAUGUACUAUGGCCUCGAGACAAUCGUCCAGAACACGGUGAUGUCGUCGCAGCAGUUUGUGUCCACCGCCAUGCCCGGUGUGCUUAGCCAGAAUGCCAGUUUCUCGGCCACCACGACGCAGGUGUUCCAAGCGAGCAAAAUAGAGCCAAUUGUGGAUCAUCUGCCAGCUGGAUAUGUGGUGCUCAACAAUCCUGGAGAUGCCUCCAGUGCCGGGACUACCUUCUUGAAUGCAGCAAGUGUGCUCCAGCAGCAAUCUCAGGAUGAUACCACCACGCAGCAGCUGCUCCAAAAUGCCAACUUCCAGUUCCAGACUUCAGUGCCCAGUUCAUCGGCAGCUUCCUCUGCCUCGAUGGAUUACAGCUCACCUAUGGUCGUCACGGCCAAGAUUCCGCCGGUGACGACGCAACUGAAGCGGACGAAUGCCCAGGCCAAGGCGGCGGGCAUGUCCAAGGUGCCGCCACAGCCACAGGUGGUGGUCAACAAGGUGCUGCCCACCAGCAUGGCCCAAAUGAAAAGUGCCUCCGGCCUCAAGCAGGUGACUCAGCAGCAGCAGCAGAUGAAGGGCAUGAAGGCAACUGCGGGGGCAGCGGGAGGAACUGGAACCAAUUGCGGAGCACCGCCCAGCAUUGCCUCGAAGCCGCUGCAAAAGAAAACAAACAUGAUUCGACCCAUACACAAGCUGGAGGUGAAGCCCAAGCUGAUGAAGCCCACGCCCAAGACCCAGGCGAUGUUGCAGCAGCAGCAGCAACAGCAGCUGCAACAUCCUGCCGUGGUGAUCAGCAGUCAACAGGUGCCCAAGAUUGUUCAGCAGCAGCAGCGUAUUCCAACCCAACCACAGCAGCAGCAGCAGCAGCCAACGCAGGCCACAGCGCAGCUGCUCCACAUUCCGCAGCAGCCGCAACAAACACUGCAUCUCCAGCAACAGCAGCAGCAACAAGUGCAAGUCCAGCCCUCCAUGCCGAUCAUAAGCAUUGCCGAGGCAACGCCAGUGCCAGUCCUGCAGAAUCAGACGCAGUUCGUCAUAGAAGAGCAGCAGCAGCAGCAGCCUCAACAGGAUCUGCUGAGUCGCGUGCAGGUGCAGCACUUCCCCACCAGCAACACAGGAAGUAGUAGCAACUGCAACAGUGUCCUUCCCACCAAUGUGGUGAAUCCUCUGCAGCAACAGCCGCCACCAACCAGCAGCAGCAGCUCCACGACGCGGCCCACCAACCGAGUUCUGCCUAUGCAGCAGCGUCAGGAGCCAGCUCCUCUGGCCAACGACUGUCCCGUGGUUCCCUCACCCACACCGCCGCCCAAGCCUCUUGAGCAGCAGGUAAUCCCGCACCAGGUCACCACUCCCAGUGCUGCCUCCAAGUGUUACGCUCAACUGAAGGCAGCCUCGUCUCCCUCACCCGUUUACGAGACGGAACUAAAGUCUGUGCCGGGCCUGGAAAGCAUUGUGCCUGUAGUUGCCCACAUGGAUACUAUUCUGGAGGAGCAACCGGCCACCGAGUCCAUCUAUACGGAGGGACUGUACGAGAAGCACUCACCGGCCGACGCCAAGACAGAGCAGCUGCUUUUGCAGCAGCAGCAGCGGGAGCAGCUGACUCAGCAGCUGGCCAAUGGCUACAGUAUGCAUUUGGAGAAGCACAGCUUCCAGGCCAUGGAGGCCAUGGAAACGGAUGCCUACAACAACCACGGAGAAGAUGAUCUCGAUGAGGAGCUCGAUGAGGAAGAUGAGGAAGACGACGACGAGGAGGACGAAGAGGAGGAUGACUUUAGCUUGAAGAUGGCCACCUCGGCGUGCAACGAUCACGAGAUGUCCGACAGCGAAGAGCCGGCAGUGAAGGAUAAGAUUAGCAAGAUUCUCGACAACUUGACCAACGAUGACUGUGCGGACUCCAUAACCACGGCCACCACAAUGGAAGUGGUGGAGGCCAGCACAGCGGGCUAUCAGCAGAUGGUGGAGGAUGUCCUGGCCACCACAGCUGCCCCAGAGUUCGACGAGGGUGGGCCCUUGGAAACGGCUGCCGUGGAAGCGGCUGCCAGCUACAUCAACGAAAUGGCCGAUGCCCAAGUUCUGGAGCUCAAGCAACUGCAGAAUGGUGUGGAGCUGGAGCUCAAGCUCAGGCGGAAGCAGGAAAUGGAGCCUGAAAAGGGAGCGAGUAUGGUGCCGCCACCCACGUUAGCUGCUCCCGAAGUGCCGCCGCCACCGCCACCUGUUCGAGAGCCCAGGAAGAUCAGUGGCCCCCAUCUUCUGUACGAGAUCCAAAGUGAAGAUGGCUUCACCUACAAGUCCAGUUCCAUAGCGGAGAUCUGGGAGAAGGUGUUUGAGGCGGUGCAGGUGGCCAGGCGAGCCCAUGGCCUCACUCCACUGCCGGAGGGUCCUCUGGCGGAUAUGGGCGGCAUUCAAAUGAUUGGCCUGAAGACCAACGCCCUCAAGUAUCUGAUUGAACAGCUGCCGGGCGUGGAGAAGUGCUCCAAGUAUACGCCCAAGUAUCACAAGCGGAAUGGUAACGUUUCCAUAGCGGCCAGCAUUGGUGGAGGCAGCACUGGUGGAGGCGGAGGCGGUGUCAGUGCCAGGACAGCUUCGGCUGGUGCUGCUGCUGGCGGCGGCGAUUCCCACCACAGCCUGCUCGACUAUGGCUCGGACCAGGAACUGGAGCUGCAGGAGAAUGCCUUCGAGUGUGCUCGCUGUGAGCCUUAUGCCAAUCGCAGCGAGUACGACAUGUUCAGCUGGCUGGCUUCCCGGCAUCGCAAGCAGCCCAUCCAGGUGUUUGUCCAGCCGUCGGACAAUGAACUGGUGCCUAGGCGAGGAACUGGCAGCAAUCUACCCAUGGCCAUGAAGUACAGGACUCUGAAGGAGACCUACAAGGAUUAUGUUGGCGUCUUUCGCUCGCACAUCCAUGGACGUGGUCUCUACUGCACCAAGGAUAUUGAAGCUGGUGAAAUGGUCAUUGAAUAUGCCGGCGAACUCAUUCGGUCCACGCUAACGGACAAGAGGGAACGCUACUAUGAUGGCCGCGGCAUUGGCUGCUACAUGUUCAAGAUCGAUGACAAUCUGGUGGUGGAUGCCACCAUGCGCGGCAAUGCGGCCCGCUUUAUCAAUCACUCCUGUGAGCCAAAUUGCUACUCCAAGGUGGUGGACAUACUCGGACACAAGCACAUCAUCAUAUUUGCCCUGCGCCGCAUUGUCCAGGGCGAGGAGCUUACCUACGACUACAAAUUCCCCUUCGAGGAGGAGAAAAUACCCUGCUCAUGCGGCUCCAAAAGGUGUCGCAAGUACUUAAAUUAGAAAAUGGUAUAAGACGAAAAGGAACGCUGGGCGUCCAGUAAGAAAUCUGCAUACUCAGAGCGAGAAUCUAGGGGUUGUUGUUCCAAAAAAGAGAGUAAUCUUAUGGGCAAUGUAUCGGAAUCAAAAGAAAAGUUUAUAUUGUUAUAUACUGCAUUGAUUUAAGACACCAAAUUUGAACCAUACAUGGAGAUUUUAAUGUUGCAAUAAAUUAAUAUUUUAAGGAUUUUUUAGAAUAUUAAUUAUAAUGAAUAAAUUAAUUUAAU
Messenger RNA from Drosophila kikkawai, 12970 nucleotides. It is a transcript of the gene trx, whose product is annotated as histone lysine N-methyltransferase trithorax. The record is from RefSeq and is a predicted model, not a curated record. Gene Ontology annotation, cellular component: histone methyltransferase complex; nucleus. Gene Ontology annotation, biological process: positive regulation of DNA-templated transcription. NCBI's taxonomy places the organism in Eukaryota, Metazoa, Arthropoda, Insecta, Diptera, Drosophilidae. Gene Ontology annotation, molecular function: zinc ion binding; sequence-specific DNA binding; histone H3K4 methyltransferase activity.